Molecule: messenger RNA, 938 nt
Organism: Drosophila biarmipes
Lineage: Eukaryota; Metazoa; Arthropoda; Insecta; Diptera; Drosophilidae
Product: brachyurin
Exons: 2
Coding region: 73-897 (274 amino acids)
Biological process (GO): proteolysis
Molecular function (GO): serine-type endopeptidase activity
Source: RefSeq, a predicted model, not a curated record
CUAGUGAGUCAAGGAGCUGAGACGUGUGAAAUUAAUUAAGUUAACUUCCGACAGAGCACCAGGCAGGAAGACAUGGCGGCGAAAUACGAAAAGUCCAUCGCGCUAACUCUCUUAGCUGGGCUUGCGGUUCUCGGGCUGCUAGCCCAAUCCUCUGAAGCAGCUGCCAUACAAGGACGCAUCAUAUCGGGCACCAGGGCAAAGCUUGGUCAGUUUCCCUGGCAGGUGAUUCUGAAGCGGGACGAAUGGGACGACCUGCUCUGCGGAGGAUCCAUCAUUUCCGCCACCUGUGUGCUGACCGCGGCACACUGCACGGUUGGCCAGGCUUCUGUCUUUCUGAUGUUUGGCAGCGUGGAGCUGAACAAUGAGAACGCCCAGAGCAUGACGUCCACGAACAUUAUUGUGCAUCCGAACUACAAUGAGAACUUGAACAACGAUGUCUCGUUGAUAAAACUCCCGGAGGCACUGACAUUCUCAACCAACAUUCAGCCCAUUCAGUUGGUCACGGAGUCCCAGAGGUCGGAGAACUUCGUGGGCACUACGGCGGUAAUAGCAGGAUUUGGUCUCAUGGACGACGAGUAUCUGGACUACUCGCAGGCUCUGCUGUACGCCCAAGUGGAGAUCAUCGAUAACCAGGGAUGCGUGCCCAUCUUUGGGUCGAACGUGGUGCUGGACUCGACCAUGUGUGCCAUUGGCUUGGGCGGCAGCAACAUGUCCAUCUGCAGCGGCGACUCCGGCGGCCCUCUGAUCAUAUACAACGACACCACCGGAGUGUGGCAACAGAUCGGCAUUAAUUCGUUCGUCGCUGAGGAUCAGUGCACCGCCAGCUAUCCCUCUGGCUAUGUGCGUCUCACCUCCUUCCUGAGCUUCAUUGCCCAGAACACAGAGGGUGUGGUAUAAAGUCUGAACUGAGUUUAAUAAAAAGUAAUAUGGCACAUAAA